GAACCGGAAAGCAGUGGGCGAGAGGAAGGCGGGCUCAGGAAGCUCGAGUUUGAACUGCUUUAGCCAGCUAGCUACAGCCUGUAGCCUACGCUGAACAGUAGACGCUGCAGUGCGGGUGUAUGAGGAUUACCGUAGUUUUAACUGGGCGUUAACCGAGAGAGAACUCUUUAAGGGCUUUAUCCCAUCACAUCCAAACCCAACAAUGUCAUCGACAUCACAGAAACACAAGGAGUUUGUGGCAGAGCCCAUGGGCGAGAAGUCCGUGAUGGCUCUUGCUGGAAUUGGAGAAGUGCUUGGCAAGAGGUUGGAAGAAAAAGGGUUUGACAAAGCAUAUGUUGUUCUUGGGCAGUUCCUAGUGUUGAAGAAGGAUGAGGAGCUGUUUCGGGACUGGCUAAAGGACACGUGUGGAGCAAAUGCAAAACAGCAAGGCGACUGCUAUAGCUGUCUGCGAGAAUGGUGUGACUCCUUCCUGUAAUUAGCUUUUUGGUUUUUAUUUUUACUCUAGGUUCCUGUCAUUUUCUUUUUCUGCCCCUCGCCUCCCUGUUUGUGCAUUAGGCAUGUUCCUCUCUUGUGUGUCCAUUCAAACCAUUUGGACACAGUCAAAAAUGCAUCAGUUAGUCCAGCCUCAUGUUAGCACUACAGUUCAGCAUUUGUUUUUGUCACAGACAUGGAGAAUGUUGUACGUUUUGUGUCAUUUUGUUUUUCUUACAUUGCCCUGGCUCUAUGGUUGUAUUGGCGCAAGACUAGUUUUGGCUAGAGCUAGAACCGUAGACCAUCGUUGCUAUCAUUGUUUUAUAGUUAUUGAUCUCUUAAGCCAAAUCCAUUUGUCAAAUGCUAUUCAAUUCAAGGACUGCUUCUGGACUGCUGACUGUAAUUGUGUGACUUUGCUAGGAACUGCACCUUCCUAAUGGUGUUCUUUAAGAAAUGGGUUCCAGUAUUUUAUGGGUUAAUACUGACAAAACACUGAAAUAUUGUAGUGUUUGUUUCCAUAGGUGUUAGCAAUGAUGUAAAAGGUUUUAACCAACUAUGGCUAUCAGAGUUUUAAGAGUUCACUCAAAAGAAAUGUGUGCGAAGGUGUAGUAAUGAUAAACUGAAUGGCUGCUUUUCAUUUUCAUGUCACAGUGCUCUUUUCAGUGAAUCAAAAAUGCCUUAAUAAAGAAAAUAUUUGGUUAAUUGUGCACAUCAAA
Pygocentrus nattereri (red-bellied piranha) is the source of this 1187-nucleotide messenger RNA. RefSeq names its product BAF nuclear assembly factor 1 (gene banf1). The record is from RefSeq and is a predicted model, not a curated record. The transcript is spliced from 3 exons. Gene Ontology annotation, molecular function: DNA binding. Bases 203 to 475 code for a protein of 90 amino acids. Lineage: Eukaryota; Metazoa; Chordata; Actinopteri; Characiformes; Serrasalmidae.